AUGCGAACAACACCAGGCAGUAGGGCCGCCCGCCACGGGCUGGAGGUGCUGCUGGGCGUCCUGGAGAGCGCCGUUAAACACGUCGAUCUUGGACAGACCACGGUUACUCGGAAGCGAUGUCCGCGCGCCGCCGCUCCCCCGUGAUCCCGCUGCCUUGGUCUUGGACUUCCUGGCGGCGCCGCCGCUGAGAGGAAG
This is a messenger RNA of Ectocarpus sp. CCAP 1310/34, 195 nucleotides long. The record is from the annotation of a GenBank genome assembly. NCBI's taxonomy places the organism in Eukaryota, Phaeophyceae, Ectocarpales, Ectocarpaceae.